Molecule: messenger RNA, 2562 nt
Organism: Cuscuta campestris
Lineage: Eukaryota; Viridiplantae; Streptophyta; Magnoliopsida; Solanales; Convolvulaceae
Source: the annotation of a GenBank genome assembly
UUAUCAUGUGUGCAAGAUUUUGAAGGCAACCUUUUUAAAAAAGUUUUUGAAAUUUUGUGUAGGAGAAACUUCAAGGCAACUAUAUUUUCUUUUGAAAAUGGUGUUUUUAGUUCAUUUCUGAUUUAUUACACUCCAUUCUUUCAGUCUUGUGUUUCACCUCUGGUUUUUAUCUCUUGAAAACCCCCCGCCAUGAAAUUUGGCAAGGAAUUUGCUUCCCAAAUGGUGCAAGAAUGGGGGGAAGCAUACAUAGACUACAAACACCUCAAAGGAAUCCUAAAACAAGUCCUCAAAUUCCGGCAGCAAAAUGCCCGGCCGCCGUCGGCGGCAGCGGCGGCGGAAGGACAGCCAAAGACUUCGUCGCUGAAGCGAAGGCUGACGAUGUACAGAGCGUUCACCGGACUGACGAGUUCUCCGGGGAGGAGCAACCACGAGGAGGACGAAGCGAUCCUGGUGAGCGCGGUGGUGCCGGAGGGCGGCGCGGCGGCACCGGAGUACCAGACGUUGUUCCUCAUGUCGUCGGAAUCCGGGGGAGCGUACGAGCUCGACUUCUUCAACCGGCUCGACGAUGAGUUCAACAAGGCGGUGAGUUUCUACUGGAGAAAGGUUGAAGAGGUGAGGAAGGAGGCGGACGAGCUGAGCAGGCAGAUGAAUCGGCUCAUAGCUCUCCGCAUCGCCGUGGACAAGCCGGCGGAGUGGAAGCUUGACGAGCACGCUAGGCCGCGUUUGGGCGGCGAAAUUAGAGAAGAAGAAGACGAUGAAGGGGAAGAACAUUUCCCGCCGGAAUUCAGGCCGCCUCCGGCGGGAGUUUUGGAAAAUGUGAGAAUCAAAGUGGAGCCCGAAAAGCCGGGCUCCACUUUGAAAAGUAUGUUGAAGGCUUCGGAUGCCGAACUGAAGUUCAAAAGAGUGGAGGUGAGGAAAGCUGAAGAUCAACUGAGGAAGGCUUUCAUGGUGUUCUAUCACAAGCUUAGACUUCUCAAGGGCUAUUGUUUCUUGAACACAUUGGCAAUUUCCAAGAUCAUGAAGAAGUAUGACAAGAUCACUUCAAGGGGAGCUUCAAGGACAUACCUAAAGAUGGUUGACAAAUCUUGUCUUGGAAGUUCUGAUGAGAUCACUAAACUCUUGGAAAGAUCAGAAGCAGCAUUCAUAAAGCACUUCGCCAAUGGGAACCGAAGGAAAGGAAUGUCUUCGUUAAGGCCACGAGUGAAGCGCGAGAAACAUAGAAACACAUUCUUUUUCGGGUUGUUCUCAGGUUGCUCAUUAGCAUUAAUUGCAGCUAUCAUCGUUACUAUCCGUGCUAGAAAUCUUCUUGAGCAUGAAGGGAGUGGUCAGUUUAUGGAAAACAUAUUUCCACUUUACAGCUUAUUUGGAUUUGUAGUCCUACAUAUGCUAAUGUAUGGUGCGGACAUCUUCUGUUGGAAGAGAUGCCGUAUAAAUUACGCCUUCAUAUUCGGCUUCAAGCAAGGGACAGAACUUGGCUACCGAGAAAUCCUCCUCCUCGCUUCCGGCAUCUCUGUUCUUGCUUUAGCUGCUGUCCUCUCGCACUUGGAUAUGGAAAUGGAUCCAAAAACAAGAAGUUUUAAGUUGCUUACUGAGUCGGUCCCACUCGCGUUGAUUAGUGUUCUACUUGUCUUAACAUUCUGCCCUCUCAACAUCGUGUAUCGUUCUAACCGUUUCUUCCUCAUUGGAUGUGUAUGGCGUUGUGUAUGUGCACCUCUUUAUAAGGUCACGUUACCCGAUUUCUUCUUGGCAGAUCAACUUACCAGCCAGGUUCAGGCCAUUAGGAGCUUUGAAUUCUAUAUCUGUUAUUAUGGAUGGGGAAACUUCAGAAAAAGAUCAAACAAAUGUCAGCAGAGCGAUGUCUAUGAAAUCUUUUACAUAAUUGUAGCAGUCAUCCCAUACUGGGUUCGGUUACUUCAGUGCCUUCGUCGCUUGUUUGAAGAGAAAGAUCAUAGUCAGGGGUUAAAUGGUAUGAAAUACCUUUCAACAGUGGUUGCUCUGGUGCUAAGGACACUGUAUGACCUCAAGAAAGGAACAACAAUGAGAGUUCUUGCCAUUAUCUUCUCGGGAAUUACCACAAUUGCCAAUACCUAUUGGGACAUUGUUAGAGAUUGGGGUCUGUUCCAAAGACAUUCCAAGAACCCUUGGUUGAGGGACAAACUCCUCGUUUCAAACAAGGCAAUCUACUUUGUUGCAAUUGUCAUAAAUAUGAUUUUGAGGCUUGUAUGGAUGCAACAAGUUCUAGAUUUCAAUCUGCCAUUUCUUCAUAGAAAAGCCACUGCUGCACUUGUUGCUUGUCUGGAAAUCAUUCGUCGCGGCAUUUGGAACUUCUUCAGAUUAGAGAAUGAACACCUGAAUAACGUUGGAAAAUUUCGAGCAUUCAAGUCUGUGCCCCUUCCAUUUAGCCAUGAAGACAACAAGAGCAUAUAGAUUAUUCUAUAUGAAAUGUCAAUUCAUAAUUCAUUGCAGAGCUUGGCAUGCUGAUCUAUUGAGUCAUUACAGUAACAACUAUCCAGUAUAAUACAACCUUCAUUGGGGUCUGGGUGAUAAAGAUGUAAGCAAUCU